Lactuca virosa is the source of this 2946-nucleotide messenger RNA. The record is from the annotation of a GenBank genome assembly. NCBI's taxonomy places the organism in Eukaryota, Viridiplantae, Streptophyta, Magnoliopsida, Asterales, Asteraceae.
GAUCUUUUUGAUGGUUCCUCAACCAAACAAGAACUUGCGGUUAUUUUUCAUUCAUUAUCUCUCCGGCGCGAUCAAUUUCUCAACCAAUACUCCCUCACUAUCUUCACAAUUUCUUGGAGUUUCAGCUUACACUUCAAUCGCGCCAUUGCUUAAAGCUUGUAAUUCGAAUUCUAUUGAUUUGCAUGAGUUCUCAGAUCGAAGUUUAAUCUUUGGCUUUACUAGUGUAACUAACUACUCCUUUGGUAAGUUAAAGCAAGUUAGGGUUUCUAAAUUAGAUACGGAAUUUUCUGAUGUUUUACAAUCGAAUAAUGUUGAAAGACCAUUGGAUUUGAGUGAUGAGAAUGUAGCUUCACGAAGCCCUAAAUUAUAUGGAGAGUUCAGGAAGGGGAAGCGGAGUAUAUGGAAGCGAUUGGAUGGCAUGAAAAAUGUCGCUAAAAACUCGAAGGUGAUGCAUAAUUCCAGAACCGAAAGUGAAACCGAACGUGAAAUUGGUAAUGCAGAUGUGUUAUUCGAGAAUGAUAAUGCGUUCUAUGAGAAGCUAAGUUCCAAUGGAGUUGAAUCAAGUUCAGCUCAUUGCAACUCUAUCUUGGAGAAGCUUGAGAGAAGUGGUCGUGAUGAUGAAGCUUUAAGAUUCUUCAAAUGGAUGAGAAUCAAUGGAAAGCUGAAACACAACAUGAAUGCGUAUAAGUUAGCUUUAAGGGUAUUGGGUAGGAGACAAGAUUGGGAGGAAGCAGAAAGGUUGAUUCAAGAAAUGCAGACCGAGUCAGAGUCAUCUUGUGAACUCAGUUUCCAAAUCUUCAACACUCUCAUUUUCGCGUGUCAUAAACGUGGACUUGUGACAGCUGGCAGAAACUGGUUCCAAAUGAUGUUAGAUAAAAAAGUUCUCCCCAAUGUUGCCACUUUUGGCAUGAUGAUGAAUCUUUACCAAAAGGGUGCUCUUCUUGAUGAUGCAGAGUUUGCUUUCUCACAAAUGAGAAACUUCAAGAUUGUAUGUCAUAGUGCUUAUUCAUCCAUGAUUACUAUGUAUACACGUGUUGGAUUAUAUGAAAAAGCAGAAGAGAUUAUCGAGUUUUUGAAGGAAGAUAAAGUGGUUUUGAAUCAAGAAAACUGGUUGGUGUUGCUUAAUGCUUAUAGCCAACAAGGAAAGUUAAAUGAAGCAGAAAAAGUAUUGGCUUCAAUGCAUUCAUCUGGAUUUUCUCCUCAUAUUGUUGCUUACAAUACACUCAUAACAGGAUAUGGAAAAAUCUCAAACAUGGAAUCUGCUCAAAGAAUCUUUCAUGACCUAAUUUCAUCAGGUUUGAAACCCGAUGAAACCACUUACAGAACCAUGGUUGAAGGUUGGGGUCGAUUACAAAAUUUCAAAGAAGCAGAAAAGUAUUACAAUGAAAUGGUUACCUUAAAUUUCAAGCCAAAUUCAUCGAAUCUUUACACAAUGAUUAAUCUUCAAGCCAAAAAUGGAGAUGAAUCAGGUGCUAUGAGAACCAUAAACGAUAUGAACAAAAUCGGAUGCCAAUUCUCUUCUAUUCUCGGGAUUCUUCUACAAGCAUAUGAGAAAGCAGAAAGAUUCGAUAAAGUGGCAUCUAUCAUAAAAGGUAUGCAUUUGCUUUACAAUCAUGUUUUGAACAAUCAAACUUCAUGUUCGAUUCUUGUUAUGGCAUAUGUGAAACAUUGUUUAGUAGAUGAUGCGAUUGAAAUUCUAGGGAUUAAAAAGUGGAAAGAUAAAGUAUUUGAGGAUAGUUUAUAUCAUUUACUUAUAUGUACAUGUAAGGAGUUGGGUUAUCUUGAAAAUUCCAUCAAGAUUCACGAAUCUAUGCCAAAACCCGAAAAACCAAACUUGCAUAUCACUUGUAGUAUGAUUGAUAUUUACACGCGUUUGAAUCGGUUUCAAGAAGCAGAAGCCCUUUACAUGAAACUAAAAUCAAAAGGGAUUCCUUUGGAUUUGAUAGCAUUUAGUAUAGUAGUAAGAAUGUACAUCAAAUCCGGAUCUUUAAACAACGCGUGUUUAGUUCUUGAAGAAAUCGAAAAACAAAAGGAGAUUAAGAUUAUCCCGGAUGUAUAUUUGAUCCGUGAUAUGCUUCGAAUUUAUCAAAGAUUAGGAAUGGUAAACAAGUUAGCCGAUUUAUACUACAAAAUCUUGAAACUUGGAGUUAUUUGGGAUCAAGAAAUGUAUAAUUGUGUCAUAAAUUGUUGUGCACGUGCUUUACCAAUCGAUGAACUUUCAAGGCUUUUCAAUGAAAUGAUUCAUAACGGGUUUUCACCAAACACCACAACAUUUAACGUAAUUCUUGAUGUUUAUGGAAAAUCGGGUCUUUUUAAAAAAGUGAGACAAGUGUUUUGGAUGGCUAAAAAACAAGGGAGAGUAGAUGUAAUUUCUUACAACACAAUCGUUUCCGCAUAUGGAAAAAGUCAAGAUUUGAGAAACAUGGCUUCGGUUGCUAGGAGAAUGAAGUUCAAUGGCUUUUCUGUGUCUCUUGAAGCGUAUAAUUGUAUGUUGGAUGCGUAUGGAAAAGCGGGCGAAAUGGAGAAGUUUAAAAAUGUGUUGUUGAGGAUGAAGGAAUCGAAUUGUGGGUCGGAUUGUUAUACGUAUAAUAUUAUGAUUAAUAUUUAUGGUGAAAAGGGGUGGAUUGAUGAAGUUGGUGAUGUGUUGAUGGAGUUGAAGGAGUGUGGGAGGGAUUUGGAUUUGUGUGGUUAUAAUUCUUUAAUUAAGGCGUAUGGGAUUGCGGGAAUGGUGGAAGAGGCGGUGGAUUUGGUUAAGGAAAUGAGAAAAAACGGAGUGGAACCGGAUCGGAUUACGUAUACGAAUUUGGUUAUUGCUUUGCAGAAGAAUGAUAUGGUUUUGGAGGCACUUAAAUGGUCCUUGUGGAUGAAACAAAUGCGGAUUUGACGUUUUGAUCAGAUAGGAUAGAACAGAUUAUACUGUGUUUGUCAUUGGACUGAGAGUCAGAC